CUUCCGGCGAGGGAAGAUGGCUGCGGCCAUGCAGGACUCACGUGCGAGUGCGGGGAAGAAGCUGAAGAAUUCUCUGAAGAAGAAGAAGAAGAAGAAGAAGAAGAAGAAGAUCAAAGUAUUAGCCAGGGUUGUAACUUCGGAGGUGGAAGAUAAGGACAGAGACGCUGCCGCUACUGGAGGUUCUGUAAAAAGCUAUGGAUCGGAAAAGGAUCACUCUUCUGAUGAUGAUGAAGCAAUAGAAGCUGACAAUGAGGAGGAAGUUGAACCCUGUGACGAUUACAGUAAAAAUGCUGCAGAAUCCAGUGCUGGAACUAAUGCUGGCUGGGCGGAUGCCAUGGCUAAAAUCCUUAACAAAAAAACUCCUAAAAGUAAGCCCACCAUUCUGGUCAAAAACAAAGAGCUGGAAAAGGAAAAAGAGAAGCUAAAGCAGGAGAGACUGGAGAAAAGAGCACAGCUUGAUAAGAAGCGGGAAUGGGAAAUGAUGUGCAGAGUGAAGCCAGAUGUUGUCAGAGACAAAGAAACCGAGAGAAAUCUUCAGAGAAUUGCAACAAGAGGAGUGGUGCAGUUAUUCAACGCUGUCCAGAAGCAUCAAAAGAACGUGGAUGAGAAGGUGAAAGAGGCCGGGGGCUCUGUGAGAAAGCGUGCUAAGUUGAUAUCAACUGUCUCCAAGAAAGAUUUCAUCAGUGUUCUGAGAGGGAUGGAUGGUGAGAAAAGUUUACCUGGGAAAAGCCCAAAAGCCAAACAGAGUGCAGUGGAAGCAGAAUAGGGUCCAGGAUGGACGAUCCUCCGGGAUGACUUCAUGAUGGGAGCGUCCAUGAAGGACUGGGACAAGGAAAGUGACGAGCCAGACCACAGCUGACCAGGGCCUGCCAGCGACCUGGACAUGUGAU
This is a messenger RNA of Talpa occidentalis (Iberian mole), 890 nucleotides long. RefSeq names its product RRP15-like protein. Gene Ontology annotation, biological process: maturation of 5.8S rRNA; maturation of LSU-rRNA. The record is from RefSeq and is a predicted model, not a curated record. Gene Ontology annotation, cellular component: preribosome, large subunit precursor. Lineage: Eukaryota; Metazoa; Chordata; Mammalia; Eulipotyphla; Talpidae. The transcript has a single exon.